Molecule: messenger RNA, 1419 nt
Organism: Torulaspora delbrueckii
Lineage: Eukaryota; Fungi; Ascomycota; Saccharomycetes; Saccharomycetales; Saccharomycetaceae
Gene: NCS2
Product: Ncs2p
Exons: 1
Coding region: 1-1419 (472 amino acids)
Biological process (GO): tRNA wobble position uridine thiolation
Cellular component (GO): cytosol
Molecular function (GO): sulfurtransferase activity; tRNA binding
Source: RefSeq, a predicted model, not a curated record
AUGGCUAAUCAACGAUCGGUAAAGAUGUCUGUUUGCCGGAGAUGCCGUUUGCAAGAUGCCAGUGUGGUUUCUAGGAAGGAAUGGUUUUGUAAUGAGUGCUUUCAAAAGUUUGUAUCUGCUAAGCAGAGGAAACAGAUGAUGUGUGAACCGUACUUUCAAGACAUCUUCAAAGUUUUGUAUCAGGACAAGAUAAGGUCAGCAGAAGAAGCUGGAUUGCAAAAUCAGCAAUCGAAAGUCUUGGUGCCGUUGUCGUUUGGUUCUUCUUCGCUUGUUAUGUUAGAUAUAUUGAACGAAACGUUGACAGAGCAGAAACAAACACAGAGGGGGAAUACUGGAUUCCAGAUUGACGUCUUGAUAUGCCUUAAAGCUGGCGAUGACCGCGACACAUACCAAAAAAUAGUGAAAGAAUUGCAUGAGGAAAGGUAUGCUAUGAAUCACGAGAAAUUGAAAUUCCAUUUUAUAUCUGAAGAGUCCUUUUACGACGGUGAAUUGCGGACAAUUCUACUCGACAAUCAAGGUUUUGCAUCUAAAUCGAUAAAGGGUCAAUUGGAUUUAUCUCAGAACAGCACAGUGGAAAAACUGCUCGCCCAAUGCCCUGAUAAAUCGUCUCGUAAAGAUCUCGACACGUUUAUUCAGAGGCAUUUGAUCAAGAAAUAUGCAUAUCAACACAAUCAUAAGGCCAUUCUUUGGGGCCAUUCCAUGACAAAACUUGCAGAUGAAACAAUAUCGCUUAUAGUCAAGGGCAGAGGCUCACAGAUAUCUCCUUUGCUCAGCGACACGGAACUCAAUCCAUUAUAUGAGAAUAAAUUCAAGAAUAUGUUUCCUUUGAAGGAUGUACUACUCUCAGAAAUAGAUGCCUACUGUUAUACUAAAGGGCUCGAAGGCUUCUUGGUCGGAUAUGUCGCCCAAGAUACUCUGCUUGUCAAUAAGAUUGGCGAUAGUAAACAGCCUACAAAGAUGGUCAAGCAAUUGAGUAUCAAUGAAAUUGCCAGGGGGUAUUUUGACGAUGUCGAAGCCGACUAUUCCAAUGUUAUCUCCACUGUGGUCAGAACCGCUUAUAAACUGGCAGAACCCAAGAGCAUAUGCUCAGAACCAUGCUCGAUUUGCCAGACAAAGAUCCAUUCCGAUGCUUUCAGAUGGCUUCGUGCCAUCACGGUCAAUGAUAGUCACCCUAUAGAAAACGAUGAAGAAGCUGGGUUAUUUGCCAAGUGGAGAGAUUCCGAGUUGGGAAAUGAAGUAAUAGAGUACAUGAAACUGAAGGAUCGUGCAUUUCAAGACGGUGUUGAUGCGCCGCUUUGUUAUGGUUGCAUGAUAAAUUUGAAUAGGAUGAGGAACAGGAACGUCCUUUGGCCGCAGAACGAUGAAGAGGAGUUACAGACCGUCCUGAAUGAAUUUGUAUUGGCGGACGACGGUGAGUAG